Camellia sinensis is the source of this 2825-nucleotide messenger RNA. Its product is annotated as WEB family protein At5g55860. Lineage: Eukaryota; Viridiplantae; Streptophyta; Magnoliopsida; Ericales; Theaceae. Gene Ontology annotation, cellular component: cytosol. Gene Ontology annotation, biological process: chloroplast accumulation movement; chloroplast avoidance movement. The record is from RefSeq and is a predicted model, not a curated record.
UGAAUGGAAAUUGCACUUGUCAUCAUAAUUUUUGUGAAAUUAUACAUGACAAAGUGCCGAUCAAUUAUCAUUAGCAGAAGUGGAAAUUUUGGUAAAAUAGCCAUAAAUUUUGUGUUUCAAAUGUAUUUAUGUGCGUUAUAUUCAUUGGACAUGAUCUAAUGUGGAUACGUGAGAAUUAAGUAUCUUAUGAACACGAUAACAUGCAUGAUCUGAUAGGAAAAAUUACAGAACAUAAUAAAAAAAUAGCUUAUGUAUGAUCUGAACAACGCAUACAUAAUCUAUGUUCUUUCUUCUUCAAAAUCAUGAUUCACAUAUUCACCCAAAAAAAAUCAGGAUUCACGCAAUGCAUGUACCCAAUCAUGAAUAAAUACAACUUUUUAAAUAAUUAAUGCACCAUCCGGGUUAGAUCUUGCAGGCAGGUGUGUCGGAGAAAAUAAUGUUUGGAUUUAGCAUAAGAACGCGACAGAAUGCUACAAAUUCUCCAAGUGCCGUUGGUACUCCUAAAACCGUCGGUCUAGGUUCUCCAAAAACCACAGAGACUCCAAGAAGCCUAAGCUCUCCACGAGCAGAUGUGGGAGAGAUUGAUACCAGAGCGCCAUUUCAAUCUGUCAAGGCCGCCGUUAGUUUGUUUGGUGAAGUUGCCUCCCCUAAGGCAGCACCACCCCCGGUCGUUAAGAAGUUCAAAACUGCUGAAGAGAGAGUAUUGGAGAAGGAAACACAGCUUCACUUGACCCUUAAAGAACUGGACUACUUCAAACAACUGUUGAGAAGUGCAGACGCUACGAAAAUCCAAGCACAACGGGAACUCGUAAAGGCCAACAGAACGCUGCAGGAACUGACAGGCAAACUAGAAAUUGCUAGCGAAUCCAAGCAGGCAGCAAUUGCAGGGACAGAAGCUGCAAAGAAUAGAGCUAAACAGCUCGAAGAAGUAGCCAAAACCAGCAAAGCUCAAAUAGAUGUUGAUUCUUGGAAACAAGAUGUGGAUAGCGAAAGAGAACAGUACAAGGCCUCUGCUGCUGAACUCAUUGCUGCAAAACAAGAGCUGACAAGCAUUCGACAGGAUUUUGAUAAAGCUUUGGAAAUCAAACUCGCCUCGUUCCAAGAGGGAGCAGAUGCACAGCACGCGACAAAGGUCUACAAAAGAUCGGUUCAAAACGAGCUUUCAAAGGAAAUAGCAACGAUGCGUGAAACGCUUAGUCAAGUCAAGGUUGCGACUCGGCAAGCCCAAGAAGAGCAAGCCAAGAGUAUAUCAGAUAAAGAAGCUUGUCUUCAAUCCCACAGAACAGCCAUGGCAGAAGUGGAGAGGAAAAUCUUGUGGUUAAAGGAAGAAGAAUUUGAAUUCGAACUCUCUGGAAAUCUUGAGGAGAAGCUCGAAGAAACAACCGAGGCAAUUCAAGUCUUACGAGAACAGUUGACCAAUGUCCGUGAGUCAGAUCUGGAAUCUAUAAGAGCUGUUAAUUCAGAGCUUGAGGAUGCUAAAAAUGCACUGGAAACAGUUUUACGAGAAGAAAGAUCACUCCGAAGCUUGGUUGAUUCACUGCAGCGAGAACUGGGUGAGGUGAGGAGGGACCUCCUUGAAAUGAAGCGGAACGAGGCGCAAUCAGAAUCUGCUGCCGAGAACCUGCGAGUUGAACUAGAAACGAGCAAGGUGGAGCUUCAAGAAGCUCUUGCAGCAGAAAGAAAACGAGGAAAUAAUUGCGACGAUAUGUGCUUAACUAUUCAACAGUUAUUGUCAGAAACUGAAAAUGCAAGACGGGAAGCAGAAGAGAAGAAGAAAAGUACUGAAGAACUGAAACAAGAAGCCGAAAUUGCUCGAAAUGCAGCUGAGGAAAUAGAGAAAGAGUUACAAGUUGCACUGAAAGAGGCUGAAGAAGCAAAAGCAAUGGCAAAACUGGCCAGUGAUCAGAUUCACACAUCUUCAUGUUCCGAUGAUGCUCAUGCUAGAAAAUCAGACUCCAAGGACAAGAUCAAACUGUCGGUUGAAGACUACAAAUCAUUGAGCAGGAAAGCCAAGGACUCUGAGAAUUUGGCAGAAGAAAAAGUGGAAGAGGCCAUGGCUGAGGUGGAAGCAAGUAAUGCAAGAGAAAAAGAGACGGUGAAGAGGUUGGAAGAAAGUUUGAAAGAGAUGGAGAACAUCAAGGCCGCAACUGAGGAGGCAUUGAAGAAAGCGGAGAUGGAUGACACAGCGAAACAAGUAGUGGAGGGCGAACUACAGAAGUGGCGCCAACAUACACAACAGAACGAAGUUGGAGAAACUUCCAAUAGUCGGGAAGAAUCAGAGGUGUAAUCAGAUUUGCUAUUCUAGCUAGGUUUUCAACAAAAACCUAUCAUGUAAGCCAGGUUUCAAACAUACAAUGAAGUCAAAACAAAUGCCCAACAAUGCAUAUCCAGAUCUUGUAGGACAUGAAAUAACUUAAAUCUGCAUAUUUGUGGGACAUUAUACAAAUAAUAUUUAUCCUUAAGUUAUGAAAAACACAUCCUCUGGGCUGCAGCAGCAUAUUCACAGCAAAAGAGAAAAGGUGCUCACACAUGACAUGGAUAAACUGUAAUUUAAGCAUAAAUUUGCAUUAGAAGCUUGCAUGGCUUAACUAUACCAUACAAUAAAAGCAUAAAUUUCUCUAUACAAAUGACAUAAGCCACUAAGGACAUGUUUGAUUGACAGGAUUAGAAUAUGAAAUUGAAAUUAUUAAACCGUGAACCCAAUAAUUAUGUGUUUAUUUUGAAAUUUUAUUUUAGAAUUAUUAAACCAAUAGAUAAUUAAUCUAACAAAUUUGUAAAAUUAUUAGUAACGGGAUAAGGGUGAAAUUAUAUAUCCUGAGUUGAGA